This is a messenger RNA of Glycine soja, 1960 nucleotides long. Its product is annotated as ethylene-responsive transcription factor TINY-like. The transcript has a single exon. The record is from RefSeq and is a predicted model, not a curated record. Lineage: Eukaryota; Viridiplantae; Streptophyta; Magnoliopsida; Fabales; Fabaceae. Bases 728 to 1462 code for a protein of 244 amino acids. Gene Ontology annotation, molecular function: DNA-binding transcription factor activity; DNA binding. Gene Ontology annotation, biological process: regulation of DNA-templated transcription.
AUGUAUAAUUGGGCUGAAAAGCUGUGUGAUCUUGAACGAAUACACGGAUAAGGGAUAAAUGAACAGUGCAAUGUGGGUGAAACCGGGGGCUGGUUAAAGAUUAGGUUGUCGAAGAGUGAAAGUGCACAGAGCAUUAUACGAGCAAAACCAAAAGCAAAUUUGCGUGACACAAAGAAAGGGUGACCCAUCGUCUAUUUGUACCCACCGGGGCAAGCAGAGUGACCCAUUUCUCUUGUGGGCCCUCCUCUAUCAACCUUUAUAAGUGUUAUAUGACUCAUUGAGAAGUGACUCUAAAAAUAAAAAACAAAAAAAAGCAUGGCUCAUCAAUUUGCUCCCUUGCAUGCCUUCCUAACCCCCCUUGCUCCUCUUCUUCCAAGCUCCACAUAAAACUUCUCUCUCGACUUGACUUGCCUCAAUAUUUUGUUUUUGUUCCCACAUAUAUCAUUUUCCGAAAGCAAUCUUGUUUCCCACAAAAUUCAAACCUUAGUUUGUAAUGUUACCAGGAACUAGCUUAUUCUGUUGGACUCAAAUCUAGUUGAUUACAUAAAUCUUAAUCUACAACAUUGUGAGAGACUAGCUUAUUCUGUCUCAACUUCAGUUAAGUUGAUUUUCUCAAUCUUUCAUGUCUUGCUUGUUUACACUCCUAAACAUUUCAACCAUAGUUCCAAACUACGGUACACAACUAAAGCAGUGACGGCAUCGUAACCCCAAUUUAAAACCUCUUACAAUGAGAGUUUCCACCCAGAAUAAUUCCGAGACGGAGAGUAGUUCUACCUCAUUCUUACCACCAUCACCAUCACCAUCACCGUCGUCACCACCGUCAUCCGAAUUCAAGACGGAGAAACGCAACCGCGAGUCGAACAAGCACCCCGUGUACCGAGGGGUGCGCAUGCGGAACUGGGGAAAAUGGGUGUCCGAAAUCCGCGAGCCCCGGAAGAAAUCGCGGAUAUGGCUGGGCACAUUCCCCACGCCGGAAAUGGCGGCGAGGGCGCAUGACGUGGCAGCACUAAGCAUAAAGGGGAACAGCGCCAUUCUCAACUUCCCCGAACUCGCGGCCUCGCUCCCUCGUCCGGUGUCCUUGGCUCCCCGCGAUGUCCAGGCCGCGGCAGCCAAGGCGGCCCACAUGGACCUGCCUUCUACUUCAUCUUCCAUUUCAUCGUCUUUGGUUCCAACUACUCAGUCCGCGUCCUCGUCAUCUUCUUCUCUAUCGUCGUUGACUUCCGCUGACUUGUUGCCCACUGCCUCCGAAGAACUGAGCGAGAUCAUCAAGUUGCCGAGGCUGGAAACAACGAGUUACGAGCUGGGGAACGAGUUUGUGUUCAUGGACUCGCAGGACGCGUGGAUGUAUCAGCCACCGAUACCGUGGUUGCAUACUACCUACGACGGUUCUGAUGCAGAUGAGUUUGUAGUGCCAGAGAGUGGGGUUGUGACUAGUUUUGAGAGUUUUCUGUGGGACUACUGAGAUUUCUUUUCUUUUCUUUUCUCUGUUUCUGUUUCUGUUUCUGUUUUUUUUCCUUUUAUGGAUGCUUUUGUGAUUUGACAAAAUUUAAGUGGAGUAUUUCCAAGUGUUUUGGUGCUGGUGGUUUUUAAUUAAAAUUAGAGUUUUAUCAUAAUGAUUAUUAGUGAUAAAACUCAAGUUUUGAUUAAAGAUUCACAUCAAAACUACUGCAUAAAAAUACUUUGCCUAAAUUUUGUUCGUUAGUACGUUCUUUAUUAUUUAUAAUGUAGCUUACUAUUGUUUUCUUUCUUUUCUUCUUUUUUUCUUAUUUUGGCUUUGUGUUCUAAGCCCUUUGUGGUUUUUUGUUGAGGGGUUUGACACUGCUUUCUUUGUUUGAUUAUCGGGUUUUUGUCUACUCUGUUUGUUUGCUGUGUAUUCGAUAUAUGUUUUUCUUCUGAAUUUAAUCCUAAAUGUUUAAUUACUGAGGACAAUGGUCACAAAUUUUCCUGUUUUGGCACAAAA